This is a messenger RNA of Guyanagaster necrorhizus, 1527 nucleotides long. RefSeq lists its product as uncharacterized. Bases 1 to 1527 code for a protein of 508 amino acids. Lineage: Eukaryota; Fungi; Basidiomycota; Agaricomycetes; Agaricales; Physalacriaceae. Gene Ontology annotation, molecular function: glucan endo-1,3-alpha-glucosidase activity. The record is from RefSeq and is a predicted model, not a curated record. The transcript has 5 exons.
AUGCAACUUCAUAGCACCCUGCAGUCCCUCUUAUUCUUAUUGGCCUCGUCGUCUGCUGCCCUGGGUGCUGCCAUUGAGAGUCAUGGCUUGUCCAAACGCGAGGCGACUGGAGAAAAGCUUGUAUUUGCUCAUUUCAUGAUUGGCAUCGUAUCUGAUAGGACCAGUGCCUCUGCCUUUGAUGACGACAUGAAACGUGCCAAAUCCUACGGGAUUGAUGCAUUUGCCCUUAACAUUGGUACCGAUCCUUACACCGACACCCAACUAGGAUAUGCGUACGAAUCGGCAGCAAACAACGACAUGAAGGUCUUCAUUUCCUUCGACUUCAACUGGUGGAGCGCCUCCGAUGCCACGGGUGUUGGCUCAAAAAUUGCCCAGUAUGCUUCGAAAUCAGCGCAAUUAAAGAUUAACGGGAAAGCAUUUGUCUCAUCUUUUGCGGGUGACGGCUUAAACAUAGAUCAGGUCCGCUCUACUGCAGGAGUGGAUCUCUUCAUGGCCCCCAACUUCCAUCCUGGACAAGGAGAUUUUUCCAAGUUGGACGGCGCCUUGAACUGGAUGGCGUGGCCCAAUAAUGGCAGAAAUAAGGCGCCUGAAGGUGGCAUCAUUAUCUCUGUCAUUGAUGGAGAUGAUUCCUACUUGUCGACUAUUGACGAUAAGAGCCUUGUUUCCCCUGCGUCACCUUGGUUCUCGACUCAUUUUGGAGCCGAAGUCUCUUACAGCAAGAAUUGGGUGUUCCCAGGCGACUUCUUGUGGUACCAGCGCUGGAAUGACAUUCUCGCGUUGGCACCUCAGUAUGUCGAAAUCGAAACAUGGAACGAUUACGGGGAAUCCCACUAUAUUGGGCCGUUGUCCUCCCCUCAUACCGAUGACGGUGGCUCUAAAUGGGUUAAUGACAUGCCUCAUUCGGGUUGGCUUGAAAUGUCGAAGCCUUUCAUUGCUGCAUACAAAGCAGGUUCUGCAUCCGUUUCCAACUAUAUCACCGACGAAAAACUUAUCUAUUGGUAUCGUCCUACCCCACGAGACAUCGACUGUGACUCUACGGAUACAACAAUGGGACCGGCUAACAAUGCCAGCGGCAAUUAUUUCAACGGUCGCCCUAACGGCUGGGAGACUCUGAGUGACAGCGUCUUCGUUGUGUCUCUUCUCAAAUCACCCGGUACCGUCACCGUAAACUCUGGGGGUACGCAUUACAGCUACGAUGCCCCUGCCGGUGCAGCCGCCUUUUCCGUGCCCAUGGGCAUUGGUGCGCAAGCCUUUGCGCUAAGCCGGAACGGCAGCAUUGUCUUCAGCGAUACAAGCUUGAAGCAGAUCGUCACAAACUGUAUUUGCGGCAUCUACAAUUUCAACGCCUAUGUGGGCACCGUCCCCGCUGGGGUGCCCGACCAGCUUGGUUCGGAUGGCUUGACUGCCUUUUCGAAUGGUCUCAAGGUUGCCUGUGCAGCCCAGACCUCAUUGCCUGCCACCCCUCCUGCUACUGUUGCUGUCUACGCAACCGGUACUCCUACACCUGCUCCCACAUCUCAUAUAUAA